Molecule: messenger RNA, 2223 nt
Organism: Plodia interpunctella (Indianmeal moth)
Lineage: Eukaryota; Metazoa; Arthropoda; Insecta; Lepidoptera; Pyralidae
Gene: Rpn5
Product: Regulatory particle non-ATPase 5
Exons: 9
Coding region: 180-1532 (450 amino acids)
Cellular component (GO): proteasome regulatory particle, lid subcomplex; cytoplasm
Source: RefSeq, a predicted model, not a curated record
GAAGUCAAAAGUGAACUGUCAUAUCCUACAGACAUGGUACAGACAGACAGCUUUUGACUGUGACGUACCAUUACGUACGUACCUAAGCUGUCAUUUCAAAUGAGCUUGCAUUUACUGUUUUGAUUAAAAAUUAAUAAAGAAAUAUUGUUCUGAAUUACAUUAAAAGUUUUGGAAUUAAAAUGACGACUAACGGUGAUAUUGGUGGCCUAGAUGCCAGUGGAAAAAUAGUUAAAAUGGAGGUGGACUAUAGUACUACUUGUGAUGAGAAGAUACCGCUAUGGAAGUCCUGGGCUGCCAAGGGGAAAGUCCAAGAAGCCAUUGACCAACUCUUGGCCUUGGAAAAACAAACCAGAACGGGAGCAGACAUGGCCUCAACAGCUCGAAUUUUGGUGACAAUAGUACAAAUAUGUUUCGAGGCGAAGAAUUGGUCUGCUCUUAAUGAUCAAAUUGUGUUGUUGUCCAAAAGAAGAUCUCAACUCAAGCAAGCUGUAGUCAAAAUGGUGCAAGAAUGUUACACUUAUGUUGACAAGACACCCGAUAAGGAAACAAAAAUAAAACUCAUUGAAACACUAAGGUCAAUAACUGAAGGUAAAAUCUAUGUAGAGGUUGAGAGAGCCCGCCUCACUCACAUCUUGGCAAAGAUUCGAGAAGACGAAGGUAACAUAGCUGAAGCUGCCAAGAUUAUUCAAGAGCUUCAGGUGGAAACUUAUGGGUCAAUGGACAAAAGGGAAAAGGUGGAGCUUAUUCUAGAACAAAUGAGGCUCUGCUUAGCGAUCAAAGACUACAUUCGCACACAGAUCAUAUCUAAAAAGAUCAACACAAAAUUCUUUGAAGAAGACAAUACACAGGAAUUGAAAGAAAAGUUCUACCGUCUCAUGAUCGCCGUAGACCAGCACAACGGCCAGUACUUGGCUGUUUGCCGCCAUUUCCGCGCGCUCGGCCAAUCAGCGGGCGCCGAUGCACUGAUUGGCAGCGUCGUGUUCCUCAUUCUGGCGCCGUAUGAUAAUGAACAGGCUGAUCUGACCCAUAGACUCAAUGAGGAUAAGGAAUUGGACAAACUGCCUGAGUACAAGCAACUCUUGGGCUUGUUCAUAAACCCAGAAAUCAUUAGAUGGAAUGUUCUUUGUUCAACAUAUGAGAAGAUGUUGAGGGGCACUCCAUACUUUGACUCUUCAGAUGAGAAAGGUCAGGAGCGAUGGAAUGACCUUAAGAACCGAGUUGUGGAACAUAAUAUCCGCAUAAUGUCGAUGUACUACACGCGCAUCACGGUGAAGCGCAUGAGCGAGCUGCUGGGGCUGGGCGAGACAGAGACGGAAGACGCGCUGAGCCAGCUCGUGGUCGGCUCCGUGGUGCGCGCCAAGAUCGACCGUCCCGCCGGCGUCGUGCACUUCAGCCUCAACAUGGACUCGUCGGACCGUCUAAACGAGUGGUCGAACAACCUGAAUACGCUGAUGCAACUCGUCAACAAGACGACGCACUUGAUCAACAAGGAGGAGUGCGUCCACAAACAUUUGCUGGCCACAGCCGAGUGAAACAAUAUUUAUUACUGUAUAAGAUUUUUUUAUUUUAUCGGUUAGUUUAAAAAACUUUACUGUCAAACUUUGUUCCAUUUUUUAAAAAACGGCUGAAAUGACGGCGUUUUAAUUUUAUUAAUUAAAAAAAAAACGUUCUUUAUCUGAUCUGAGCGCUAUUCCAGGUUCCUUUCUCAGCCACAAAGCCAGGAGCCCAGAAUCCGCUUUGCGACUAUUCCAUCUCCACUUCCCAUGGUCUUCGGCAUCCUUAGUUAUCAGACCAAUAUUGGAAAGUCACGUAUUGGCAAUCUGGUGCCUCCAUUUUCUUUGAGUGUGUUAUUGUUAACACUGGUGUCAGAUUUGAUUUAAGUCACCUAAAGGCAUCUAACAUGACCGACAUGGUUACCGACAUCUAGUGGCAAGCAAUCGCAUAAACUCUAGUGAACUUAGACAUUGUUUUGUAGUAAAGUUGUUUAAUUGGUUCAUAUUUCAGUCAAAUAACCUAUAAAUAGAUAAGUAUAACAGAAUCAUCGUUAUCAAUAUGUUAUCUACAAUACAUCCUAUUACUGAAAUGUGAGCCGGUAUUACUUAUAUCUAUUUACACAAUCUAACAACACCAGACGAAUAAAAAAUAAUCAAAUGCAUUUGUUAAUUUCAAGCUGGCAUUGAAUAGCGUAAUUGGUUUAGUCAUAAUAAACUACAUUUAAAGUAA